UAUCCAGUAUCACUCUGGAGGCUGUAAGCUGGAUCACCGACAGUUUGUACUGAUCUAUCCUUGAGUAACAACUUGGUUUUGUAUUGUCCCUUUGAAUUGACAUUCGUUCACAAAGUCCGGUGUGAAAUGAUUCACAAGCUUUAGCUUUAGUAAUGGCGUGUUGAACGCUGAAGAUUUCUUUAUUGUCAGGUUUUGUUUUCAGUUAGAGGUGGGGAUUAGUCAGUGAGUGUUUUGGUUUUGUUAUUUUUGUUUAACAUCGCUCAUUUUCUUUCUCUCUGUGGCUUAUUUCAAUUUAUUAUUUUUCUUUUCUUUUUGCUUAAUUGUAUAUAGUUGUAAAUAAGGAUUUUGUUUGUGUGUUUUCAUUUUUGUAAAUUAUAUUUCCUUGUAAAUAAAGCGAACCACUUGCAGUUAUCUCGGUACAGUUACAACAGUACUCCCCAGAGACCAAAAUUAUAAGAGAGUGUUUAAAUUUUAUUAUGUACGUCUUCUUCAUACCUCUAUGCCAACAGGGGAUGUAACAGUGACAAUACAUUGUGACCAUGCAUGUUCCACUAGCUUUAUAGGCUUUUUAGCCAUUAAAAUGUUUUUGACUAUUAAAGGUGUCAGCAAAUUACACAGGAGUGUGAUAUGCCAUAAUAAUGUGCAAUUUCCCUCUGUGGGAACAGCAGUUCUAUAUGCAUAGGCAUAAAGUUUUACCAUUAAGCUCCCAUGAGAGAAAUAUUAACAUUGCUGAUUUACACAAAGUGACAUAUCUCUGCACAAAAAAAGGCACAUUUAACCUAUAUUAAAGGUUAUUAGGGAAAAAAAGUUUGGUUUCAAAUUAAUAUUUAUCUUGAACACAAAGACAUGUUUUUAAUUGUAUGUUUUUAUUUGGCAAGCGUCCUCUGAAUUUCAUGUAUCUAAUGUAUAUGAGUUUUUUUUUUUUUUUUUGGACCUUGAAAGUUUGGACCUUGAAAAUGGUGGAAAAAUCUUAAAGACUGAAUUGAAUUUCAAUUUGAGAUCAUAUGGUGUCAGAGUUAGGGGGAACAAAUGUAAAUGUACGUAUUAUGGUGCCAUCUACAAUUUAAACUAUAAGGUUCCAGCACCUUUUUAUGCCCUUUGACCCCUAAAUAUCUAGUUGCGCUGCUCUUUCUUCCAUAAUGAGUAAAUGAUUCAAUAUGCCAACCCCAAAGCAUUCAAAGUCUCAAUAAAAGGUGACACUUUCCCUGUAAUGCCUCAGAGGUUCCCAAUCUGCAUACAUAUUAGCAUGGCAAAGAGGACUGUGUCUCUGCUGCUAGUGCUGCUACAUGGGAUCUGUGUAAUAGCUUCAGCACAGGUCUGCAGACUGCUUGGUCAGCCUGCCCUUCCUCUACUCUCUGCAGAAAGAGACAUCAACAUUGGAGCGAUUUUCACAAUCCACAGAAAUGCUCUUCUAAAGAUGCAUCCUUUCACUUCCAAACCAGAGCCAAUAAAAUGCAUCAGCUUGAACUUGCGUGAAUUCAAAUUUGCUCAGACACUGAUUUUUGCUAUUGAGGAGAUUAAUAACAGCACACAACUGUUGCCUGGUGUUUCUUUGGGAUAUAAGAUAUACGACUCCUGUGGCUCUAUAGCUCAUGCUGUCCUCUCAGGCAUGGCAUUGAUGAACGGUUAUGAAGAAACUUUGAGUGACACAUCCUGCUUUAGACCACCAGCUGUUCAUGCCAUUAUUGGAGAGUCAACAUCCUCUCCCACCAUUGGAUUGGCAUCUGUCGCUGGCCCAUUCAGCUUACCUGUUAUCAGUCAUUUUGCCACAUGUGCAUGUCUGAGUAACAGAAAAAAGUAUCCAACCUUCUUCAGAACAAUACCCAGUGAUUAUUACCAAAGUAGAGCACUGGCUCAGCUUGUCAAGCACUUUGGCUGGACUUGGGUUGGGACUGUCAGGAGUCGCAGUGACUAUGGCAAUAAUGGUAUUGUAGCAUUUGAGGAGGCUGCAAAACAAGAGGGGAUUUGUAUUGAAUACUCAGAGGCCAUAUUUCGAACUGAUCCAGAAGAGCAGAUUCUGAAGACACUGGAAGUAAUAAAAAAGGGCACUGCCAGAGUGGUGCUGGCUUUUAUUGCACUAGGAGAUUUUGUCCCCCUUGUGAAAGUAAUUGCGCAACAUAACAUCACAGGGUUGCAGUGGGUUGGCAGUGAAUCCUGGAUCACUUCUCGAACUCUUGCAGAAACAAAGGAAUACAGUUUCCUUUCUGGAGCUGUGGGCUUUGCUGUAGCAAAUGCCAAACUUGUGGGCCUGCGAGAGUUCCUAGUGAAUGUGCACCCCGAUCAAGAACCAAACAAUGAACUGUUAAAAGAAUUCUGGGAAACAGCUUUUCAGUGCUCUUUCAUGAGCAGUGGCGGUUGUACUGGCUCAGAGAGACUGGCUGAGCAGCAAAAUGAAUAUACUGAUGUAUCAGAGCUACGAAUAGCAAAUAAAGUGUACACUGCAGUGUAUUCUGUCGCUCAUGCACUACAUAACGUAUUAAAAGACUUAAAAUCCUCCACCAUCAACAGCAAAAGGGAAUGGCCCACAACACAAAAGGUGUUGGAGUAUAUGAGAGAUGUGAGAUUCACUGUUAAAACAGGUGAAGAAAUUUUCUUUGAUGCAAAUGGUGAUCCAGUGGCGAGAUAUGACCUGGUGAACUGGCAGCCUGCUGAGGAUGGAAGUCUACAGUUUAGACAUGUGGGAUCUUUUGAAAGUUCACUGCCUUCAGAGCAAUAUCAACAUCUUCAAGUUAAUAAGGAACACAUGUUAUGGGCAGGGAACAGUGGACAGUUGCCUGUGUCCAUGUGCAGUGAGAGCUGCCCUCCAGGCACUAGGAAAGCUGUGCAAAAAGGACGACCUGUUUGCUGUUAUGACUGCAUUCCAUGUGCAGAGGGAGAAAUCAGUAAUGGCACAGAUUCUAGUGACUGCUUUCCUUGUGAUUUGGAGUACUGGUCGAAUGAAAGCAAAGACAGAUGUGUAUUAAAAGUGGUUGAAUUCCUUUCCUAUACAGAAAUCAUGGGGAUGGUGCUUUGUAUUUUCUCCUUCACUGGGGUGUUAUUAACAGCAUUUGUGUCUUUUCUGUUUUAUCUUCAUAAAGAAACACCUAUUGUCAGAGCCAACAACUCAGAGCUGAGCUUCCUGCUGCUCUUUUCAUUGACUCUGUGUUUCCUCUGUUCACUUACUUUCAUUGGUCGGCCCACUGAGUGGUCCUGUAUGUUGCGUCACACAGCAUUUGGGAUCACAUUUGUCCUCUGUAUCUCCUGUGUUCUGGGCAAAACAAUAGUUGUGUUAAUGGCCUUCAGGGCUACACUUCCAGGAAGAAAUAUCAUGAAAUGGUUUGGACCUGCACAACAACGACUUAGUGUUGUUUGUUUAACAUUAAUACAGGUGAUUAUAUGUGUACUUUGGUUAACAAUAUCCCCUCCUUUUCCAUAUAUGAACUCGAGCUAUUACAGAGAAAAGAUCAUCCUUGAAUGUAACUUAGGUUCAGCUCUAGGUUUCUGGGCUGUUCUGGGUUAUACUGGCCUGCUAUCAGUCUUGUGUUUUGUUUUAGCUUUUCUGGCUCGGAAGCUCCCUGAUAACUUCAAUGAAGCCAAGUUCAUCACAUUCAGUAUGCUUAUAUUUUGUGCUGUCUGGCUCACAUUUAUCCCAGCUUAUGUCAGUUCUCCUGGAAAAUUUACUGUAGCUGUGCAGAUAUUUGCUAUUUUAGCAUCAAGUUGUGGUUUAUUAUUUUGCAUAUUUGCUCCCAAAUGUUACAUAAUUUUGCUAAAACCAGAGAAGAACACAAAGAAACAAAUGAUGGGUAAAUCUUCAUCUAAAGUGCUUUGA
Messenger RNA from Ctenopharyngodon idella (grass carp), 3808 nucleotides. RefSeq names its product extracellular calcium-sensing receptor-like. NCBI's taxonomy places the organism in Eukaryota, Metazoa, Chordata, Actinopteri, Cypriniformes, Xenocyprididae. The transcript is spliced from 6 exons. Bases 1148 to 3808 code for a protein of 886 amino acids. The record is from RefSeq and is a predicted model, not a curated record. Gene Ontology annotation, cellular component: membrane. Gene Ontology annotation, molecular function: G protein-coupled receptor activity. Gene Ontology annotation, biological process: G protein-coupled receptor signaling pathway.